UUUGUCAAAACAACAAUAUUUUGCGCACGAAAACAGAAACUUUUUUCAGAAAUUAUUAGUAUUUUGCCGGCAUUUUACUGGAUUUUUAUAAAACUGUACCAUUAUUAUUAUGAAACAUGGUACCAUAAGUAUAAUUCAAAUAAUAAAAUGAGCUCCAGGCAUGAAAGUGUUCAGGAAAACACUUCUACACCAAAACGACGUCGACUUGGUACAGGUAGAAUUUUGAGGGUGACUAAGCCUAAUAAAGAAAACAGUUUUCUACUUUCCAAUCAUAGCCCUAUUUAUCGAAGAGUUACUGCUACUGUUAGACCUGAAGUAUGUGAAUCACCACCAUUGCCUUCUAACCAAAUCAAAUAUCUGCAUGAUUCACGAAAUAGCAGUUCCAGCGACAUCCCAUCAUCCCCUGGAGUUUUUGAGAAGAAUGACGAACAUUGGGAGUCUUUAUCAUCGACUAACCUGGAUGACUUGUGCAAAAGCGAAGCUUCAGCUCAUAAAAAUGUGUCUGAAAUUGAAGAUAUAUCGGAUGAUAUGUUUCAGUCCAGAUUGGAGCAGGAAUCGAGCCAGGUAAAACCAGAAUCUCAAUUAAAUUUACCUAUAGGCAUUAAUCAGACUGAUUUUGAUACUCAGCUCAAAGAAUCAAGUUUUAUAAGUGGUAGUAAGUUGUUAGAUUUAAGCCUAGAAACAAAAUCAGAAGAGAAUCAAGACAUGAAUGAAUUAUUAACUUCAAAAUAUGAAAAGCAUUUUAGAGAUAAUCUUGAGGAGAGUUUUGAAAUGGUUAAUCAAUCCAUUUGUGGUAUACAAGAAGAAACUAAGAAAUCAGACAGGAGCUCAUUAUUUGAAACUAGGGAUUCUUUUUUACUUGAUAUAAGAGAAAGUGGUAUGAUAACAAAUGAAAAAAACAGUAAUCAUGAGUUUGUAAAACCGAAGACUCCUAUGAAAGACAUUAACAGUGACAAUGGGUUCUAUGGGCUGCCGAUAGUAACAAAAAGCUUGUUCAAGACAUACAGGAAUAUUGAAAAGUUUUAUGACUGGCAAGAAGAAUGCUUGAACCUUGAUGCCAUUAAAGAGAGGCGUAACCUGAUCUACGCGCUCCCUACCAGCGGUGGCAAGACACUUGUAGCUGAGGUGCUGAUGCUCCGGGAAGUAUUGAAUAGGAAAAAAAAUGCCCUAUUUAUACUUCCAUUUGUAGCGAUUGUGCAGGAGAAAAUUUGGGCCCUAUCACCCUUUGCAAUAAAGUUGGAUUUUCUGGUGGAGGAGUAUGCAGCAGGAAAGGGUCACUUGCCUCCCAAAAAGAGGAGGAAAAAGAACAGCAUUUACAUAGCCACCAUUGAGAAGGGGCUGGCUCUACUCAGAAGCCUCAUUGAGUUGAACCGGCUAGACGAACUUGGGCUUAUUGUGGUAGAUGAGCUACAUCUAAUAGGGGAACCAGGUCGAGGUGGGACCUUGGAAAUUCUGCUCACUACUGCCAUGUUUGCUAGCAGUAAGUAUCUUGGUAAAUACUUGGAAAUUAAAGAUAGAGAAAUGACAUUGCACCGGACAGCCGAUCGCGUAUCUCUUGCAAGCGCGUUGCGCGCUGAAGGAGCCAGCAGUGACUUAGUAAAGUCCGUUCGUUACGGAAUCGCCUUCCACCACGCCGGGCUCGCUGGCGACGAGAGAAGUCUGCUGGAGCAGGCUUUUAGAAACGGCGUAAUCUCGGUCCUAUGCUGCACGUCAACUUUAGCUGCGGGCGUGAAUCUACCCGCAAAACGCGUGAUCGUGCGCGCGCCGUUAGUAGGCCGCGAGUUCAUUACGCUAGCCGCCUACCGCCAAAUGGUGGGCCGGGCGGGCCGCGCCGGCGUGUGCGAGGAAGGUGAGAGCAUAAUAAUCUGCGGCGCGCGCGAGUGGCCGCUUCUACGCGGCGUGCUGCGUGGUGGAUUACUUGCGGCCGCGUCGCAACUGGCACCGGCUGCGCCCGCGCUCGCUCUCAGUGCCGCUGCGUUGAAACUGGCUCACACGCGCGUUGGACUGAGAGAGCUGCUGGCUAGGACGCUGCUAGCGAGGAGUUCGGAAGUGGACGUGAAGCAGCUCUGCGACGAUUCCAUACGCAGCCUCAUCCAGUCGGGCGCUCUACAGGUAGCGAGCGGAGAAAGAGACCCUGACGAUACCACGUGCUACGUGCGGGAUGACGACGAGCUGGUGGUCAGCAAGCUAGGGCGAGCGGCUAUCAAAG
Molecule: messenger RNA, 2209 nt
Organism: Ostrinia furnacalis (Asian corn borer)
Lineage: Eukaryota; Metazoa; Arthropoda; Insecta; Lepidoptera; Crambidae
Product: helicase POLQ-like
Exons: 8
Molecular function (GO): nucleic acid binding; ATP binding
Source: RefSeq, a predicted model, not a curated record